Messenger RNA from Xyrichtys novacula (pearly razorfish), 11114 nucleotides. NCBI's taxonomy places the organism in Eukaryota, Metazoa, Chordata, Actinopteri, Labriformes, Labridae. The record is from the annotation of a GenBank genome assembly.
GGUUGGGGUUUGUUUAUGGCUCCUCAGACAGCUGUGUAUUGCUAUCGUGCGGUUGUUACUAAAGUUGGUAUAACUAGAGAAGCAAGCGGUCGGCAAAAUCCUCGAGGGGGUGUCUAACUCGAUGUUAUAGUGUGUUUUACCCUAAAUUCAUUUUACACAGGAAUAUCCCUUUAAAAAAAGGUUGUUUACAUCUGCUGUGUGUACACUGUCCACUCAGUUUCAAAGUGCCCCUUCCCUUUAAGCACCUUUUUGGAUGUGCAACAUUUAAUUGCUGAGUAUAACAUUUUAAAGAUUCAAUGUCUUCCCGUACAAGGUAAGAUAUCAAGGAAACAACACACGCUGACAUGGCCUUUGAGCUCACAUUGACAAUGCACAAAUAAUCAGAACAGUUCACAGUACAGAGUUGAUGAAAUGAUAAUCAAUGAGUACAAAGAUCUGUUUCUUGAAUUCACUGCUUACUUUUUCUGUUAUGUGGUUGCUACAUGAAUACUAUAACUCAGCAGUAUGUAAUAAACCUGGUUAGGGUUACAGAUUUUUCCUUAAAAAUUUAAUUUCUGUCAAAACUGGAAGUGAGUAACAGAGCUCUACCGUUAUUUAGUGCAUCGUCUUCCAAAUAGACAAUCUUUGAAGCUCGUUUCUAUUAGUCUAUUUGCCUUAGGCUACUGGUACUCUCACUAUAUAGUAUUUUUUUCUUUAUCUCUCUCUCAAAAAAGACUAUAACUGGAUUGAUCCAGCAUGAAAAAUAGUUUGCAAAGUGGGGCAGCUUUGAAGAGCAAAACCUACAAAACAACAACAACACAUGAAUCACAAAAAAACAACACAAAGAAUCAAAAAAACAAUGACAAAUCACAAAAAUAAUGACAACAAAUAAAAAAAAUCAUGUAUUUACAAAAAAAGAAACGUGAAAAACUAAACACAACAAUUCGUGUCAAAAUAACACAUUACUAAACACCAAACAACUCACAAAACAAAACAGAAAUAAGUAAAUAAAUAACAAACAACAACAAUAAUACAACAAAAAAUAAGCAAUAAAGAUGCGUCAUAAAAAAAACUAUAAACCACAAAUCACCAAUGACUAAUACAAUACAACACAUCAAAUAGUUAAACACAACAACAAAUUACAGAGAAAAAAAAAAACUACAAGUCACAAGCUCAUGUCACAAAAUACAACAACAAAACACUAAACACAUCAACAAACUCACAGGCUUUUUGUCAGUGUGUUUGGUGAUUUGUUGUUUUGAUUUGCACCUCAAGGCCACCAUAAAAAGGAGGAUAAAAAAUGAAGGACAACAAAAAACAAACAAUAAAAAAGUGUAACGAAAGUAAAAACAUGAAAACGUUUCAGUAACUCUCACAGAUGAUCUGUGGUUAAUAAGCAGACAUCAGCACAACCUUUGGGAGAUGAUGCAGGGAUGAAAAGACGCACAAAAGUUGGGUAAGAUUUAUUUUAUAAGUCAUCGAGAGGCCCAAACUUGACCCGUGUUACGUGCGUUACGUGCGUGCAUGUGUGUGUGUGCGUGUGUGUGUGUGUGUGUGUGUGUGUACAGGAAAAGGAACCCCUCCCGGUGAGCAGGAAGAGGGUGACGUCAGUUGUCAGUUGACCCAGUGCUGAGUUUUGUCAGAAUUGCGAUAUUUGUGUGUGUGUGUGUGUGUGUGUGUGUGUGUGUGUGUGUGUGUGUGUGUGUGUGUGUGUGUGUGUGUAUGUGUGGUUUGGAGUGGAUGAAGAAAGUGUGUGUGUCUGCAGGUCUGAAAAGUGUGACCGUGUAUAUGUUUGCGGACGUUUUUGAGUGUUUGCGCGUGCGAGAGCUGCGAGAGGGAGGGGGCGUGUUUAUGGGAAAUAGAGAUUUUGUGCGCGCGCACGUGUGUGUGUGUGUGUGUGUGUGUGUGUGUGUGUGUGUGUGUGUGUGUGUGUGUGUGUGUGUGUGUGUGUGUUUACACAGACGGGAAUACUGCGCCAGAGGAAGUGCGCCGGUUCUCCGUCUGAGCGUCCCGACUUCCUGCUCUGAGGCAGGAGGGAGCGAGUCUGAGGAUCCGCUUUCAGACCACAGAAGCAGCAUGGAGCCUCAACACCACAGACACACUCCGGUCUAGAAACAGACACAUCAGGCCGGGAAGACGGACAGAGGAGCAGCGUACAUCCACAGCAGGGUAGGUGCAAGUUCUCAUUUCCCUCAACUUGUGACUUCCGAAAUGAAUCCGUGCCUGACAAAGAAACGAGCGGAUUUAUAUCUGCUCUAGUUGUGUUUGCUGAAGAGAGAGAAAGCCAAGUCAAACAUUAGAAACUUAAAAAACACAUUUAAGCCGCGCGUAAAGUCAUAAACCUGUGCGUAAAAGUUGUGCGUUCUCGGCAUUUGCGCACACGCCGUGCGUAAAGUUGCCCUAGUUUUUUCAGAACAUGUUUAAAAAGGAAUGAUAGAACGAGGUUAGUGUACCGGCUGCUGUGGAAAGAAUUAGCUGUGGCUCCUUUAAAUAUCUAGUAGUAGACUUUCUGGUUUGUCUGGACCUUAAUUGCCAUGCGCUUCCGGAUUGAAGCUGGCAGCAGACAACAUCUUGAAAAUGAGUCACUGGAACAAAACAAAGAAGCGUUUGAGUUCCAGCAGAAGCAGUCUCUCUUUCUCCACACACACACGCACAUUAUUCCAUAAAUAAGAAAUAAGUAGCGGAGCAAAUGUAUGUCCAGUCAAGCACACUUGUUGGGGGUUGAGUUUUUCAGUUGAAUUUGACAUGUGGAGCGCUCUCAAGUUGAUAAAUGAUGGAAGUACAUUUGCUCUUGCUUUUGUUUGAGUCCACUUUAGUGAGCGUUAAAUCUCACAGGGUAACAAUAGAUCAAAUACAGAAUGACAUCAGGACAAAGAUGAAUUUUCCAUAUGCUGUUUUGUGUGUGUGUGUGUGUGUGUGUGUAUCAGGGGGGUGGGGGUGCAGAUGUUACUCUUAAGACGACAACUUCUGCAUCCGCUAAGUCUUAACAAAAGCAUAUCACAGUGUGGGUGCGUGUGUGUGCACUUCUGGUGGUUCCCAAUGAUAGGAAGUCCUACCUCCCACAGAGGGAAAGCCUGUCUUCAGGAAGACGCCCCUGAAGCUGAAUGUCAGGAAGUCCCCGUUUAGACAGACAGACAACACUACUGUUAGUCCAUCUCUUAACACACACACACACACACCCAUGCAGGAAAAAGGAAGCAAAGACAUGUAAUUGUUUGUGAAUAAGUGGGACAUUGUUUGUGCCAAAUACACUUUCUCACUUCACCUACUGUAGAUGGUUGCUGUUUGAAUAGAAAGACAGAGAACUGGAUACACUCUGUAUAUUUAUAUUUAAGUACUAGUUGGUUAUUGUUGGCACAUCAGACCAGGUGUUUUUACGCUGUGAGGGGAGGUGGAGUCCCCAUUACCUCUGGCUCCUGUGGUUCUCCAUCAUUCAGGCGGAGAAGUUGCCAUGGGGAUUUAUGAUGCAAAGUCUCUGCAGUCAUAUUGUCAUGGUUGCAAAUUAAAUUUGGUUGUAAUGAGGUAUGUGUUGUUGUCCUUUUCACGGAAAGUAGAUCUGUUUUUCCUGCCUGUGAUUUAAAAGAGUGAGAAAUAGAAAAAAAAAAAAAUGGACAGACAGGCCGACGCUCACAGACAGUCAGUGGCUUCCAGGUAAACAUGUUGGUUAGACCCAUGCUUGUCUUGGCAGAAGGUUAUUGACCACAUCCUGUUUUAUCACCAUGGCAACACCCUCAAAAUCAACCAGCGUCUGGCCCUCUCUUCCGUUUCUUGCUGUAACACACCAGAGAGACAAACAUAGAGGUGGAAUAAAAUGUACCACAUACAGCAGGUCUUCAUGGCCUUUUUAAAGUCUAAUAAAUUUCCUAAAACUAUGGGACCCCUGGAGUCCCAUCAGGAGAUUAUUUUUACCCAGGAUAGAAUGUAAAAAUUAUUCUUCAGAUCGACAAAGCUCUCUGUGGUUGGCAUCAUAAGACUCGAGACCUUCCUUUAGGAUAAAGCUUAUAGUUAGGUCUGGUUCAGGCCUGGUCCAGCUCUUAGAUUUGCCGUAGGUUUUUGUCUGUGUCAUUAACUCUAAAUCAACAUGUCCCAUCACCCCCAAUUUUCACCGCAUCCGGAACGGCUGUGAUUUUUGUCGUCCGCCAAUUCCUACUGGAUCUGAUGAAAAUUUCGUGGCGGAUUAUGGACAGCGGUAAUCGCGAGAACUCACAAGAACUCGUGUGCAAUCGUGAGAUAACGAUUUGUCUCUUUGCCACAGAGGCUAACCAUAAAAGCAGUAGAUUGUGUCCUUCCAGAGGAGGAAAUCCACCUCUAGACUUCUAAAAUCAGCACCUCCUCAUCCAUGGUGUCUCUGAAAUGUUGUCCAAAACCCUUUCACUUGUUCGUCUCCGCCCGUUUGCAUGGUGUGGAAUACUAUCCGCCUGAAACACAGAGUGUUUUAUUUUGAAAAGAAGUCGAAUGUUUUAUUUUGUGUCUGUACCCAACUUCCUUUCAAGCACAGGUUAAUCUGUGCUGAAUUUACCCGGCAUGCUCCGGCGUCCGGAAAAAAAAGAACUCUUGCGAUCAGCUGCGGAGUUCGGCGAUCCGCAGCAGAACGGAGAGAAGCUGGUGGAAAUGGACACAUUAACUUGAAUGAUUAUGAUCAGCUACGAUUGGUGGAUACAGCCUUUUUAGGAGCCGUUCCGGAUGCGGUAAAAAUUGGGGGUUAGAGUCACUCAUACAGUCUUUUCCGGGAGUCUCUUGAGCUCCAUCAUGCCGUGGGUUCCUCUGGAUCGCUGCUGCAGACGUUUUCGACCUGCCGUCUUUCUAGCUGCUUAAACUACAAGCAUCAAUCUCAUCUCUCUAUCCCCUCUCUAAAUCAAAUACAGUCUCAGCAGAUGACUGUCUAACAUGAGUCUGGUUCUUCUAAAAGUUUCUGCCUGUUAAAGAAAGUUCUUCCUCUCUACUGUAACUUGCUAAGUCUUGCUAACGUCUUAUUUGUAACUUAUCUGUAUAAACCUCUUUCAAGUAAAAGUCCCUUUCAUUUGUGUUGCUGGCACGCCUGUUAGUUUACAAGACAGAAGAGCAUGAGUUCAUACUGCAGGGUAUGAAUAACUAAUUAUACUGAGGGACCACAGUGAACAGAGUCAAAGGGAAACCCAAACUGCUCUCUAAAGCCUUUGGGGUUGUUCAGGUAUUUGUGUUGUUGUGGGUUUGGUUUUCAGGGUAAGGAAAGUCCCACUCAGAGAAGGGGAGAGAUGGUAGUGGGCAGGCCUGCAAUGUUUUUCUUGUGGUUUUUGGUGGAGUUUGCUUCAGAGGGUCUCGACUUCAAUAUGUUCUGACAUGGAAGAUUUCACUUCAUUUGUUUUUCCUCCAUCUUUUUUAAAACCUUUUAGUCAAUUUAAUUCAAGACUUUGACUCAUCGGGUCAAUCUGCAACCUCGCACCGUCCGCUCCAAAAUAAAUGAUGUUUCUUUUGGCCCUGACACAAACAAACAUUGUUAUUAAAUUGACUGUUAUUUAAAGUCUCGCUUCGUCUCUGCAGAUCACCCGUGACAGGUGUCGGUCCCAUCAUGGAAAGCUCAAUCACACUCUGGCAGUUUCUGCUGCAGCUGCUGAUCGACCAAAGCCACAAACAUCUCAUCUGCUGGACGUCCAAUGACGGCGAGUUCAAGCUGUUAAAGUCAGAGGAAGUGGCCAAGCUGUGGGGGCUGCGCAAGAACAAGACCAACAUGAACUAUGACAAACUGAGCAGAGCCCUGCGCUACUACUAUGACAAAGUACGCGACUUUUACUCUAUAUUUGAUCAUUUUGUUGGUCAGUUUAAGAACAAGAUUUGAUGUUUUCGUGUUGUUUUUUUUCCUGCAGAAUAUCAUCAAGAAGGUGAUCGGCCAGAAGUUUGUCUACAAGUUUGUGUCUUUCCCUGAGAUCUUGAAGAUGGACCCUGCGGUGGUGGAGUCAGGCCGCAGCAGCGAGGAGAGCGGAGCAACGUCAGAGCCCGAGGCUGAAGAUGAGGAUGAUGGAGGGAGAAACCAGUUCCUCAAAUCAGGCCUGUACUCCCCUUUCUCUGUCAGCUCACUGCAGCACUCCUUAGAGCCGCACCACCCGAUCAAACAGGAGCCCAGAUCUGAUCGGCAUGACGACACCGCCUCUGUCAUCCGAUUCAUUUCCAACAGAGGUCACUCCUCCCUUCCCCCCACCCCACCCCCAUCUCUGAAUGAGGCCUCCUAUUCCUCAAGGCCAUCCCCUCGCCAGGCUCGGUCUUCUUCCUGUUUCUCCACCCCACCACAAAGCCCCGCCCACAGACUGUGGAGGGGGCGAUGUAAGAGCACAGACACUGAUGAGCUGGAGUGCAGCGCUCAACCUCUUAACCUGUCAUCAGGUCAGAGGGAGAGACUGAGGUCACAGAGCACCGUGACGCCAGAGAGGAGGGGACUGGCGAAUAACUCCCCUUUGAGAUCUCGAAAACCGAAAGGCUUGGAAAUCUCCACCUCCUCUCUCCUCCUGACAGGAAGUGACCUCGUCUCCAUAGCCCUCAACAGCCCGGCACUGCCUUCAGGGUCUAUGACCCCUGCCUUUCUCACUGCACAGGUACAACAUGACACAAAACACAGAAGUACGACACUACACUCAUGCAGGUUUAACAGCCCCUCAUGGAUUUGGGUGGGAACAGGAGAGGGGAAGGAAAGAACGAGGAGAACAAUGUGUUUUGGGGGUGAGAGAAGUAAAACUCGUAGACAGGGAGGAGAUAGAAAGAGGUGAGCGGAAAGAGGGGAGAGAAAGCAGAGGAGGGAGGAGGUUCAUAAGUGAAGCCAUAUGUUCGUGAAGCUCCUGAUUCACUGGCAACAACACACUGACCUAACCAAAGCUGUCUGACUAAACUGAGAGAUUCAGCGGGAGUUUAAUCCAACAUGAGCAACGCAGGCUGCUGAGUUUACAGAACAGGAUUGAAAACUACAUGCUCGAGCAGUAACUCAUCGCUGGCUGUUGGUAGGAUGAAGUUUUUCCAAGGAACACCUGAGCUGUAAGCAAAGUAUCGAACACGAGAAUGGAGAUUUCAGACACUUAGGUAACAGAUCUUAGUUCCUCAAAGAGGCGGCCCCUGUCUGAGACUGUAGCUUUAAAAUUGGGCCUGUUCUGAGAGGGUUAUGGAACUAAAAGUGAGUCAAAGAAAGAAUAAAAUACAACAAUGUCUGGACUGGCAGAGGGAUUGAUCAUGUGGAGUCAAAUUCCCAGUUUCGGUUACAUAUUUGUCCAUUCAUUCCUAUGAGAAUCUUUGUAACAUCUGUGAUAGCCCAGCAGUAAACAAAACCCUGACAUAAAAAGCAUGUUUUCUGAAGUUUUUCAGUCGAUAUUAGGCCUUUGAAUGUAGACCAUAAAGAAAUAAAAGGUUAAAACCUUUGCCGCCAGGGUAUCUUUUUAAAGAGUCUAGAAACUGCUGGAAAGCAUAUUUAAAGUUGUAGUUUUAAAACUGAAAAACCUCAAAAGUUGUAUUUCUUUAUGCAGCGAGAUACAGACGCAGGCUCAAUGAAGAAAGUGUUGUUGUUGUUGAACUUUCUGGCCUUGGGAAAAAUCAGAGAAAACCAAACUGACCUGAGUUAAACACGCAGAGGCAUUAGACAGUCCAGACUGAGAGGAAUACAUCUCAUGAAUUCUGUAUGAGCGGAGCUUCCUGACCUGCAUCGAGUCCGUCUGCCAAGUCAAUCUGUCUGGUAGAUGCCGGUUCACUAGAGGGCAGACUCCGCUCUGAGCUUUGGGUGAGACUGAGUGAUACGACAACUUCACCACAGGCUAUGAACCGCUCUCAGGACUGAUUGCCAGAAUAAACAGCAUCAUUUCCAUCUUGGUGUAUUUAUCCUCUGACAUUUAAUUUGGGGUUUUGUCAAUGUAGACUCCAUCUGGUCUGCUGCUCACUCCCAGUCCUCUACUCUCCAAUAUCCAUUUCUGGUCCAGCUUGAGUCCAGUGGGGCCCCUCAGCCCUGCCCAACUGCAGAGCCAUGCCCCCCUCUUUCAGGUAAGACGCAAAAAGACAUUUUAAGUAAGAAGUUCACAGUUUUCUUCAUUUUUUACAUCUUUUACUGGACAAAAUCAAUUAAAACACCCUUCAAAAUGUUAGACGCUCAAAUUUUUGCAACUUAAAUCUUAUUCGUUUUAUAUGCCACAACUCAGGGAACAGGAGUUGAACUAGAUAAAUCUGCCCAUCAAGUCUUAAUUUACAGUAAACCUCCCCUUCGAAACAACAGGAACUUCAGUGUUUUCACUUGCAGAUUCACCUCGAAGUUUCACAUAGUUCUGUGUGUUCAUUUAUGUGUGAUUCACCGCGUGCAGGGGUUUCAAAAUAAGCUACAGAUGUUUCCGUUCCGAAGAGGGGGCAACUUCCUGGUGGCUGGGGGAAGAGGAGGAGGAGGAGGAGGAGGGCUGGUUGGUCAGGAGGAGUCCCUCCCACUAGUAUCAACAUCCCAGAAAAGUCAUAAAAACACACAGUUUAAAAAUAAAAUGAUACGUCAGCCGUAAUGUUUGAUGGUCCCCAUAACUUAAGUAAGCUCCCAGGUUAGAGUCCUGACUUUGUAUCAUAAACAUAAAGAUCUAGAUUGCUGAUUCAAGACUAAAGUUAUAGCAUUUGCUGAGCUGCACAAAUACAGCACUUGAGUAUUGUGUGUUUAGUUUAUAGACCCCUCAAUAAUUGAGGGUCCUCACAACAUUGGUGCACAACCAGGUCCAAGUCCCCACAUUGUAUUAUAAACAAAAGAACUUUGGCACGGAUGGUUUUAUGAUAAAAUAAAGACUAUUACUUUAUUUUAUUGUAUGAUAAGUAGGAUUGUAGAAUCUGUGUUAGAUUUAUAAACAUGCAGAUUAAGAUAUGCAUAUUUUCAUGAUCUGAUGUGUACUGAUUCAAUGUGUGUGUGUGUAUUGCAAAUGUGUGUGAAUUAUUUGUGAAGUGUUUUAGUUUAGAUUUUAGAUUGUGAGCCAAUAAAUUAUGAAUGAUCUGACUGAAUUAUUUACUUUUAUGUGUUAUAAAUCCUCCUCCAGUUCCCCACACUGAUGAAUGGACCCAUCCCUGUCCCUUUACCAAGCGUGGACGCUUCCUCCCCUCUGCUGCUUUCCUCCAUUUCGCACAAAUCCUGAUACCAAAGAGGGAACUGUGCAGUAGCAGCAGCAGCAGCAGCAGCAGCACAGACAAGGACCGAGCCUCUCAGCCUUAAACUUUAACAAUGAACCACAGACAGAGGAGUCGGACUUGCUCUUCACUCCUGAACCUGUUCCUUUGCAUUUAUCCUAUGAAGAAACAGGAGCUUCUCUCUGAGAUUUGAACAGAGUUCGUUGAGUGUUUACGACAGUUUUAACUACUCGUGUUGUUUAAACUCAUAUUUGGUGCUUUCCUCUUUUCAAGAUGUUGAAGCCUUGUCAAUGUUAUCAUCUCAUUUCAUGUCCUAUCUUGUAACUGAUUCACGCUUCAGUGAUACAGACUGGUUUUAUUUUUUAUCAAUGUUACUCUAUAUUUUUUUUUACACCACAGAGUCGAGCAAUGGAGAUCUGAGGAAAUUCUCGUCGAUAAAUGCUGGACAAAGAUUGACGGACAUAGAUUUGGCCUCUGGCUGUAUCUGCAUAACUAACUGAACAUGGUGUCGAUUUUUUUGUCAAACUUACCCCCAAUUUUCACCGCAUCCAGCGCUGUCCACUAAUUCCUACUGGAUCCAUUGGUGAGGUGAAUUUCUUGGCGGGUUACGGACAGCAGUAAUCGCAAGAAUUCACGAGAACUCGCAGAUUCACGUGCAACUGCGCGAUAACGAGUUGUCUCUGACAACUAAAGAGGCUAACUAUAAAAGCAGUAGAUUGUGUCCUUCCAGAGGAGGAAAUCUACUUCUAGACUUCUGAAAUCAGCAUCUUCUCAUCCAUGGUGUCAUCGGGGUGAAAUGCUGUCAAUAAACCUUUCACUUGUUCGUCCCCGCCCGUUUGCAUGAUGUGAAAUACGAUUCGCCUGAAACACGGCGUGUUUUAUUUUGAAAAGUUGCCAGAUGUUUUAUUUUGUGUCUGUGCCGACUUCCUUUCCAGCACGGGUUAAUCUGUGCUGAAUUUAUCCGGUAUGCUCCAGGCGUCCGGAAAAAAAUAGAACUCUUGCGAUCAGCUUUGGAGUCCGGUGAUCCGCAGCGGAACGGAAAGAAGCCGGUGGAAAUUGACACAUUAACUUGAAUAGUUACGAUCAGCUACGAUCGGAGGAUACGGCCGUUUUGUCGCCGUUCCAGAUGCGGUAGAAAUUGGGGGGUUGAGCAAAAUGUCAUUAAGCGUUAAAACCUUUGCCUUAAAUCUAACAUUUAAAACUUGGUUUUCUACGUGCAAAGCAGGCUGGAUACACAGCUAGACGGACCGCUCUAUGGCGCCAUUUUUGCCCCUGAUGCCCCCCAUAAGGCAACAAAUUGUGCUUUUUAGUAAAUAAGUGGAAUACCAGUGAGUGAGAUUCCUCCAAUCAGGACAAAUCACAAGUUGUGGUGAGUUAGCUCCGGCAGUUGGUAUGACUGUAACUCACAGAUAUGAGCCUCAUCAUGUGGGCUCAAAUACCUUAGAGGUAGUUGGCAGAUGGUAUUACCAAGAGUAUCUGCACAGAAACUGCACAUAAGACUUUGUGGCAGGUGGUUUCUGCUUUUUCAAAAUCUCUAUGAUCGACUAAAACUGUAACACAACGUUGAUCUGAUUCCUUUAACCUGUCUGUGAUCUUUCAACCCUUUCUUUCAAUUUACAGUUUUUCCAGACCAUUGUUUGACACGACAUCGACUCCUAGCAGAGCACCUGCUAGCAAGCGCACCAAAAAUUGUGGAUGUCUUUAUUUUGUUCUGAUGCUUUGACCCGAUGCUGUGAACUUUUAUUUUAAAUCUGUUUAUAGUUUCAUGCUUUUUGAUGCACUGUACUUUUUUUUAGGCUUGUAUUCUACCAGCAGUGCCUUUAGUAGUGUAAGAUUUUAGUAAAUGUGCUCGGCUUUAAGUCAUGUUUUAAAGAUAUUCCAGGUCAAGAUUGCACAAAGCUUUUGUUUUUUUUCAUCUGUGCGUAAAGUUGCUCUUGGUUAUUUUUAUAGAGAAUUAACUGAAUUUUAUUCCCUGUGUUUAGGUCGUAUGUUGAGAGAACUGUUCAUGUUUUUUUUUUUGGAAUAAAACUGAUUUCUUUACA